This is a messenger RNA of Lotus japonicus, 927 nucleotides long. RefSeq lists its product as uncharacterized. The transcript is spliced from 6 exons. The record is from RefSeq and is a predicted model, not a curated record. Lineage: Eukaryota; Viridiplantae; Streptophyta; Magnoliopsida; Fabales; Fabaceae. Bases 1 to 927 code for a protein of 308 amino acids.
AUGAUUACUCCCACUCUCUUGGACGUUGCUGCCAUUACUGGAUUAUGGCCCAUUGGUGACGAUUAUCACUCUGCAUCUGCAGCUGCUAACCCCAUUUCCAUUCCUACUGACAAUAUUUCGUUUAGUCGAUUUAUUAAGGACCAUUGCGUCGACUGUGCUGAAGUCAUUACCCAACUAGCUCCUCAAGUCGUUUCUCCAGUGGCUCAUUCUUCUAAGGACAAGCCAGUCGUGAUUGAGGAUGAUGAUGAUGAUGAUGAGGAUGAUAAUGUCAGUCUCGCUGACAAGCUCAAGAGUCGAAAAAGGAAACCCAAGCCUGCUGCUUCGGCUAGUCAGAAGAGGGCCAAGGGGGUUGGUGCUUCCACCACCAGUGGGGCUUCUAAGUUAGCAUCUGAUGCUCAACCGGAAGUCGAUGGCAAAGAAGGUGGUGGCGACGCCUCCAUUCAGGCUGAUGUUCAUGAGCAUUCCAUUUCCAAUCCUCCAUCUCGUGAGAAUGCUCCAGCUCCCAAACCUGCAAAAUCCAAAGCUGAAGGUGAAACUCAAGGUGCAACCUCUCCCAUUCGCGAAGCAGAAACUCUUCCAGGAAAGGAUGAUACCCCUAUGCCUCCUCCAAAAUCGUCUGCCACCAUGCAACCUUCGCCUCAAGCCAAGGGUGGCUCUUCGUCUCAUGUGUCUAGUGAAAAACUUGACACUUUGUUCGAGGAGGACCCGUUGGCAGCUUUGGAUGGCUUUCUCGAUGGCACCUUAAACUUGGAUUCUCCACCCCAUCAAGCUGAUGCCACUGCUGAGACUGCUCAAUCUAGUGGGGUGGCCAACUUUCAGCAAGUCGAGGAGAGUAUGGGUCGGCUGAAGGCUAUUGUUUUCGCCAGUGGGUUUCUCGACCAGGCCAAAGCUAUUCACGAUGGUAGUGGUAAUCUACAUGGCCUGUAA